Dendronephthya gigantea is the source of this 1835-nucleotide messenger RNA. RefSeq names its product synaptotagmin-6-like. Gene Ontology annotation, molecular function: phosphatidylserine binding; calcium-dependent phospholipid binding; syntaxin binding. The record is from RefSeq and is a predicted model, not a curated record. Bases 150 to 1343 code for a protein of 397 amino acids. The transcript has 7 exons. NCBI's taxonomy places the organism in Eukaryota, Metazoa, Cnidaria, Anthozoa, Malacalcyonacea, Nephtheidae. Gene Ontology annotation, biological process: cellular response to calcium ion; regulation of dopamine secretion; regulation of calcium ion-dependent exocytosis.
GUCACAAGUCAUGAUCAGUUCAGUUUCAUCAUUUAGAUGUUUUAUACACAGAAAGACGAUGUAGAAUGUCCGUGACUUAACAAGAACGUUCAUGCUGUAAUUGUUAAUAAUUCUGACUUGUUCUUGAAACCAGUGCAACGAGACGCAGUAUGAAGAAAAUCGUUGUUUUAUCUGUCGCCAUCAUCGCUGUCAUUCUUGUAUUUGCUUUUGCUUUCAUCACGUACAUAUAUCGACGACGGCGUUCUCGUCAUGCGUUUGGGAAUAAACCAGCUCCAUUUAGCCCAAGUUACAAUGUCGUAACUGCGUCUGGUAUGGACACUACCGUUGAUACCCUGGGAGCUAGUGUUGGGCCAGAUGUGUCUCCUGUUACUCCAACAGAAUUCUUUAGCGCAGAUUACGUGUCCCAGACUUCACGUCACGCUCUCAAAAAAGAAAUAUCUCGUUCUUCCAUGAUGUCAUUUGGUGAGAUAGAUUUAGGUGAAAUAGAUCCAUCUAUGUAUGAGAUGGAGAACGAAGACGACAGCCCUUCUCAAACGCCAGAGCUUGGUGAAAUUAAAUUUUCCCUCCUUUAUGAUACAUUUCGAAAUAUUCUCCGAGUCACGUUGAUGGCUGCCUUCAAUCUCGCCAAACCUGAAGGAGAUGAUUCAAAACACCUGAACCCAUAUGUAACUAUAAAUUUACAACCAGAAUAUCGUCAUCUUCUACAAUCAAAAGUACAGCAAAAAACCAGAGCACCGAUUUUCAAUGAAAAAUUUGAGUUCGAAGUUCUGCUUUCAAAUUUAUAUUCUCAGACACUUUGGUUUACUGUUUUUAAUUUUUUAACUGGAUCUCGCCACACUGUGAUUGGUCAAGCGGUGUUGCCGUUGGAAGAUUUACAACCGUCAGUAGAACAGAUAUUUAACUUGGACCUGAAUCCUACGACUGAGCGAAUGCAACUGGGUGAUAUUUUGUUUUCACUGGGAUAUCUUCGCAUUGCUGGUCGUCUAACGUUGAUUGUUAUGAAAGCUCGCAAUUUGCCUCAAGCUAGCGUCAAGGGAACAGAUGCUUAUGUAAAAGUAACAUUGAUUCAAAAUGGCCGGCGGACAAAAAAGAAAAAGACCUCAACAAAAAAGAAUCAGGUUAAUCCGGUUUUCAACGAGGCUGUAUCAUUUGACAUCGCUAGCGAGGGCUUGGAAACUACUGGCAUAUUAUUAACAGUGAUUCAUGAAAACAAAAUAAUUGGUUGCGUUCUUGUUGGAGGAAAUACGGAUGGUAAAGAGUUGGAGCACUGGAGACGAAUGAAGAUAUCAGACAAGCCUGUGGCUGAGUGGCAUGCUCUGCAAGACGGAAGAAAAUUUUACUAAAUAAUAAAUUUUGUAUGAUGUGAGCCAAGCUCAUGAAAUCAACCUUGCAAAUACUUCAUUAUGAAAUAGUCAAAACUGAGGCAACUCACAAAAAUAUAUGCAUGGGCGUACCCAAGGUCAGGGAAGAGAGGCCGAGGAUAAAGUUUCUAUACUAAAAUUACGAAAUUUCUGCUGAGGCCUUCUCGCCAAUGAAUAUAUGAUCGAUUUUAGAGACGAUCAGGAAUCACGAUAGUAUGCAAAUGAUUUAUUGAGAGCUUUGUUUCUGGUAGAGAUCACAUCAGUGUAUCGAUAUAGCUUUAUCACAUCGUCUGCGGGAUAAUUAGACCUCAAGACACGUGUUUAUAUUAACGAAUAACUUGUCUGUUAGUAAAAUAUUCAGAUAAACAACCGGUGCACAGGACUACAGUGCAAACUAGAAUUUAAAAAAAGGACUAAAUAUUUGAUAAAAUUGACUAUAAGAGCUUGCAAGAAUUUAUAUAUCCAAUAGACCUU